Syngnathus acus (greater pipefish) is the source of this 1161-nucleotide messenger RNA. It is a transcript of the gene slc25a16, whose product is annotated as solute carrier family 25 member 16. The record is from RefSeq and is a predicted model, not a curated record. Lineage: Eukaryota; Metazoa; Chordata; Actinopteri; Syngnathiformes; Syngnathidae. The transcript is spliced from 10 exons. The coding region runs from base 31 to 1002 and encodes 323 amino acids. Gene Ontology annotation, cellular component: mitochondrial inner membrane. Gene Ontology annotation, biological process: transmembrane transport.
CUGCAUGCGGAGAAUUUGUGAACAUCCAGGAUGACAUCAGAGGCUGCUGCUGCUACUGUCUCCACACCUUCAGCCUUAAGCAGCACUCCAGUCCGAAUAGACUACUACUGGCUCCGCUCCUUUGUUGCAGGAGGUGUCGCAGGAUGCUGUGCCAAGACUACAAUCGCUCCUCUAGACCGAGUAAAGAUUCUGCUUCAGGCCCAGAAUCCCCACUACAAACACCUGGGCGUGUUUUCCACUCUAAAAGCCGUCCCAAAAAAAGAAGGCUACCGUGGCUUGUAUAAGGGCAAUGGAGCUAUGAUGGUGAGGAUAUUUCCUUAUGGCGCAAUCCAGUUCAUGGCCUUCGACAAUUAUAAAAAGUUGCUCAAUAAACAACUUGGGAUCUCCGGACCUAUUCAUCGCCUAAUGGCCGGAUCCAUGGCAGGUAUGACAGCGGUGAUAUGCACCUAUCCACUGGACGUCGUUCGAGCCAGACUUGCUUUCCAGGUGACUGGGUUUCAUCGCUACACUGGAAUCGCCAAUGCCUUCCACACCAUCUAUCUGAAGGAGGGGGGAUUCUCGGGCUUCUACCGGGGACUCACCCCAACCCUCAUUGGAAUGGCCCCUUAUGCAGGUUUCUCCUUCUUCACCUUCGGGACUUUGAAAAGCCUCGGCUUGAAACAUUUCCCAGAGACGCUGGGACGGCCGUCCUCGGACAACCCUGACGUCCUGGUUCUUAAAACCAAAGUCAACCUGCUGUGUGGAGGCAUCGCCGGUGCCAUCGCUCAGACGAUAUCCUAUCCCUUGGAUGUGGCGAGGCGAAGAAUGCAGCUCGGUUCUGUGCUUCCUGACGCGCACAAGUGUGUCUCCCUGAGCAAGACUCUGUCGUACGUCUACACCGAGUACGGCAUCAAGAACGGCCUGUACCGAGGCCUCUCGCUCAACUACAUCCGCUGCGUGCCCUCUCAGGCUGUGGCCUUCACAACCUACGAAUUCAUGAAGCAACUCCUCCACCUCAACUAGAGGCCGCGUCACUCAUCCGACUCGCGCGGAUGCUUGCUCGAGUUCCACAUUCCUGUGGCAUUUGUGUAAGAGAAGUGUGGACAUCUGAAGAAAAGUGAGAAGUGCACUUUUACCACCCAACAGACGUGACGACUGAAAGGCUCAAUUUGAUGGGCAACG